AUGAAGCACGAGCCUGUGGAGCACGAGGCUGUGGAACACAAGCCUGUGGAGCACCAGCCCGUGGAGCACGAGCCUGUGGUGCACGAGCCUGUGGUGCACGAGCCUGUGGAGCACGAGCCUGUGGAGCACGAGCCUGUGGAGCACGAGCCUGUGGAGCACGAGCCUGUGGAGCACGAGCCUGUGGUGCACGAGCCUGUGGAGCACGAGCCUGUGGUGCACGAGCCUGUGGUGCACGAGCCUGUGGUGCACGAGCCUGUGGAGCACGAGCCUGUGGAGCACGAGCCUGUGGAGCACGAGCCUGUGGAGCACGAGCCUGUGGAGCACGAGCCUGUGGUGCACGAGCCUGUGGUGCACGAGCCUGUGGAGCACGAGCCUGUGGUGCACGAGCCUCUGGAGCACGAGCCUGUGGAGCACGAGCCUGUGGAGCACGGACCCGUUGAGCACGCCCCAGCGGCUGUCACCUCCCUGUACACGAAGGGUGACUAA
Procambarus clarkii (red swamp crayfish) is the source of this 486-nucleotide messenger RNA. The record is from RefSeq and is a predicted model, not a curated record. NCBI's taxonomy places the organism in Eukaryota, Metazoa, Arthropoda, Malacostraca, Decapoda, Cambaridae.